CGCUUGCAUUGCCACGUUUAACCGCACCUUUACUAGCACCACAUGUUUUAAGAAUAAACAUUAGUCGCACAGUAUAAUUAGCCGACAGUGUGAAAAUUAAUUGAACUUUUAUUUAAAUUGUGUAAUUAAAAACAAAAACCAAAAACAAUGAGCGAAGUGUCUACAGAAAGUAGUGAUCAAAUCUCUAACGAAUCGCACAAAGUAAAAGAAAAUGGUGAAGCAGCGGAUGUAACAACGGAAGCUGACUCUAAAAUACCAAAUGACGAAUUUAAUUAUUUAAAGCGAAACGAAUUUACUUCCGAAAUUUUCAAAAUUGAAGUACGAAACUUGGGCUAUUUCGGCAUUGGCGAAUUUAAAAAGUUGCUGAGAGCCAAGCUCAAUCUCAACAUGACUAAAAUCAAAUCACCUCUUCGUAAAGAAUUCGCUUUUGUUUGUUUUCGUAGCCAAGAGGAUCAACAACGCGCAAUCGAAACUCUUAACGGAUAUAAAUGGAAGGGCAAGGUGCUGCAAGCAGCACUAGCAAAAGCAUCAGCUGAUCCGCUGCAGAAACGUCGUAAUGAGGAUGCUCAGAAGGAGCAGGGAAAGUCGAAGCGACAACGCACAUCUGCCGACGCAAUCUGUCCCUAUGCAACCAUACCUUACGAAGACCAAUUACAAAAGAAGAGUACUGAAAUGCAGGAGCUUCUAAAAAAAUUCAUCAACAAACUGCGCAACAUCAACCAGGACGCAAAAAAAGAGUUGAACAAUUUCAAAUUCGAAGGCGUCAAAGGGUCUCCCCAGAUCAAUGGUUAUCGCAACAAAAAUGAAUUUACAGUUGGCAAGAAUGCGGAGGGUGAAAUCGUAGUUGGCUUCCGUUUGGGCAGUUAUGCCAAUGGUUCGGUGGAAGUUUCGGAAAUACAAGAUUUGCCUCACAUUCCAGACGCAGCAAAAUGGGCUGCUCAAAGUUUUCAGCAGUUUGUUAGGAACUCAAAAUUUUUACCGUUUAAUCCAGAGGAUAACUCUGGGCAUAUACGGCAGUUAAUGGUACGCACAUCCGCGCACAGUGGCGAAAUAAUGUUGGUUGCUGGCAUUUAUUCUUCAAAUUUAACCGAUUCUGAGCUCACAGAUUUAAAGUCGAAAUUAAAAGAAUACUACGAAACCUUUACAGACAAAGAGCGGGGAUUUAAGUGUACAUCUUUGUAUUACCAAGAUGUAAAACAUCGCGCAGCAGGUCAAUUGGUUUCCCCUGUAGAACACCUCUACGGUAGCACACACAACACCGAUAACAUACAUCAUCUCGCCUUUAAAAUAAGCCCGCUGGCCUUUUUUCAAAUAAACACACAUGGCGCUGAAGUACUUUACGACAAGGCUAUCGAACUAGCCGCCCCACAACCACAUUCAACAGUGUUGGAUAUUUGUUGCGGCAUCGGCACCAUAGCACUGGCUUUUGCGAAACACUGUAAGCAGGUGUUGGGAGUGGAAAUCAUACCAGAGGCAAUCAAAGAUGCAGAAUCUAACGCCACUGCUAACAAGAUAGAAAACUGCAAAUUCUUUGCUGGCAACGCUGAUGACUACAUACAAUCAAUGGUGCGUGAAGUUGUGUACGGCAAUGCACCUGGUGCGCCACUAGACUUGAUAGCUGUAGUAGAUCCGCCGCGGGCUGGACUGCAUAACAGAUCUAUAGCGGCAAUACGCGCAGCCACUGCCAUCAAGCGUCUGGUAUAUGUAUCUUGCAAUCCACUGCAUGCGCAACGAAACUGGAUCGAACUUGGCCGACCGGAAUCGAAGCAAUAUAAAGGAAAUCCAUUUUUUCCAAAAACAGCAAUAGCUGUAGAUAUGUUUCCGCAUACCACACAUACAGAAUUGGUCAUACUUUUCGAACGCGCCGCGCAGCCAGAAGUUCCAGAAAAGCCAAAAGAAGCAACAAGCACGGAGAGUGUAGAUGUUUCUGAACUGGAGAGUAAAAGCGAAGAAAAAGGUGCUUUUGAAACUACGGAAAUUUGAAUUUCGAAAAAGUUGUUAAUAUCUAGGUAUACAAAUACUUGUAUAUAGAUAUUUAGCAGAAUUUAAAUAUAUAUAUUUUUUUUUUAAU
Rhagoletis pomonella (apple maggot) is the source of this 2071-nucleotide messenger RNA. Its product is annotated as tRNA (uracil-5-)-methyltransferase homolog A. The record is from RefSeq and is a predicted model, not a curated record. The transcript is spliced from 4 exons. Gene Ontology annotation, molecular function: RNA methyltransferase activity; RNA binding. Gene Ontology annotation, biological process: RNA processing. The coding region runs from base 148 to 1983 and encodes 611 amino acids. Lineage: Eukaryota; Metazoa; Arthropoda; Insecta; Diptera; Tephritidae.